UACUGUGCGCAUCUUGGUGAAAAGGGCUGGGAUAACAUCUGGUCCAUUCUGCGACGAUUCCAACGUCAUAUAUUAACUACAAUUACUACUGAUAUCAGUAAAAAUUUUUUUUUUUUUUAAAUUUAUUAUCUGUAAUUGGUGCAGUUAUUUUAUUUGUUUUAUUGAGGCUGCUAUUGAUAUCAAGGCGGAGCUUAAGGGAAGAUAUUAAAUCCGUAAAAUCUACGCCAGCAUCAAUCACUCUGAUGUAGACUUAUAAUUUAAAUUUUUGUGUGUAGUCAUGUGAGUACUUACUGUAAAACUUUAAUGCUGAUGAAAAAAUAUUUAAUGGAAAUGAUAUCUAUUUAUAAAUAUUUAUUUCCGGUUGUUUAUUUAAAAAAGUUUUGUGGGAAUGGUAGCUCGCUCGGUAAUAUAAUAAUAAUUACUUAAGGAAUUGCUUGUUGAAUUUAAACAUUACAAAGUCUAGUACAUCUUCAUGGUGCUCAUUAACCGGCUUUAGUUUUAAUUGUCAUUACUCCUCACCAAAGUUCGAGUAGUAUUUUAAGUGUAAUACUAAAAAUAAAAAACGAUUUAUUAAAUAAUUAAAUUUUAAAAAAUGCGCAACGAUUUGUAUACUUGAAUCUACUUACUUAAACUAGUAAUUAAUUAAUUUAUCAUGACAAUAAAAUAAUAAAUAAAUUGAUAUAUAAUUUAAUUAAAUGCUCGUUACUUUUUAUAUUAUUGUUAGUAGAUAUAAAAAUAGUUGACGAAAACUGAGUAAUAAAAAUGUAUUUAUGGGGACAGUAAAUCGGACGGUAGUUUAAAUGAAAAUGAUAGUGGUAAUGAGGAGCCAUGACAGCGAAAAGGGGGACGAGGAUUAAGAGAAUGAAUGGAAGUAAAAAUAAAUAUAAGGAUUGAGUAGGAGAGACAAGUGUGCAACAAGUUAGGAGCUGUGUAACGGCAAGUUGGAUGAAACUAAACUCGCGAUGUGACAUGGAUAUCCUCGUCAUAUUCUGUGUCCUCAUCGCCACUGUUCUAUAUUACAAUACGCUUCACGCUGGAUUCGUCUACGAUGACAGACGCGCGAUCCUGACGAAUCCAGAUCUGCUACCAAAUUCCCCAUGGUUUCCUUUAUUGGAAAACGAUUUUUGGGGUACACCUUUACGUGACAGCGAGUCACAUGGGAGUUAUCGUCCGCUGUGUGUGGCCACAUUUCGGCUUAAUCAUUUGCUCGGCGGUUUAAAUCCACAGGGCUAUCAUCUUGUCAACAUAGCACUCCAUGCUGCUUGUACGGGCCUAGUGGUUCGAGUGGCCAGAAAAGUAAUUCCAGGGCGAUGGUUGUCACAUGCCAUCACAGGACUGUUGUUUGCCGUGCAUCCAAUUCACAGUGAGGCAGUAGCCGGUAUAGUCGGACGAGCUGAUUUGUUGGCUUGCUUUCUGACUCUCGGGGGCUUUCUCACUUACGUAGCACAUUGCGACCAAACACGCUCGCCGUUGAUGCUUCUCAUAGCACUGACGUCUUCUCUUCUGGCCGCAUUCGCCAAGGAAACCGGGAUAUCCUCGCUGGCGCUAUGUUUACUCUGGGAGUUCUGUCAUGGCGAGUCAAAUACACAAAAGGAGAGGGAAAAAAAUUGGCCGAGAAAUCGAAGCGUUGGAAUCCUCUGGGGAGGUUUGAUUCUCGUGAUACUCGGACGAGUAAAGAUUGGGAAUGCUAACCCGCCGGAAUUUGCUACCGCCGACAACCCAACGGCCCGAAAUCCAUCGAGACUGACACGAGCCUUGACAUUCCUGUAUUUACCAGCAGCAAGUUUCCGUAUGUUCUUAUGCCCCAGUACUCUGAGCUUUGACUGGUCUAUGGAUACUAUACCCCGCAUAAUUAGUCUAACGGAUCCACGGAAUCUUGAGUCAAUAUGCCUGUACGUGGGCUUGGCAAGUGCUGGUCUUUGGCUCAUACAUCAGUCGAGAAAUGCCAAUACAAACGCUAAUGCUAAUUCAAACUCAAACUCUACUUCCUCUUCCACUUCCAGCUCCAUCUCCAACUCCAUCUCCAGCAACUCCAGUUCCAACUCCAGCUCCAACUCAAAUUACAAUUCAAAUUCCAAUGAAAUUUAUAUACGCAACCGGACGAUGGAAAAAAUCGGGUCUUAUCAACGCGCGUCAUCAAAGUGCUCGGUGUGCGAUGGUAAAAAAUCUGGAAAUUGUCAUACUGAAGGCUGCCGUGCAGCAAACAAUAAUAAUAACAGUGACAGCAAUGACUGCUGCUGCUCAACAUUGAAACCAAUGCUGCAACAUUCUUCUCACACGACUUUGACGAUCGGUAGCAGUGGAGGUAGCGGCUGUGUUACCAAUCCUUUGACUGGCAGCGAUGAUACUGACACACGAUUUGGCCGCACUACUAAAUCAGCCGUCAGCAUUGUCAUCAUAUCACUUGGUUUCCUAGCGCUUCCAUUUUUACCCGCCAGCAAUUUAUUCUUUUAUGUUGGUUUUGUCAUUGCCGAACGUAUACUUUAUUUACCAAGUGUCGGCGCCUGUCUGUCUAUCGGCGCCAGCGUUGCUGAAACUUAUCGAAUUGUUCGGCAUGGCUCUAAAACAUGCGGCAGAUUGAUUCUUGUUGUUACCGCCGUCCUACUUGGUUUCAUGGCUGCUAAAACUUUAAGACGUAAUAUGGACUGGCAUGAUGAAGAGAGUCUAUAUAGAUCUGCAUUACACGUUAAUCCACCCAAAGCGUACGGCAAUCUUGGAGGUAUAUUGAGCGCACAAGGACGAUUUGCUGAAGCUGAAGAAGCAUUCAUCCAAGCUCUUCGUUAUCGCCCUAAUAUGGCUGACGUACACUAUAAUCUGGGAAUAUUACAACAAGCACGAAGAAAUUACGAUGAAGCUAUUUUAAGUUACGAGCGUGCAAUCCACUUUCGGCCAUCACUUAUUCAAGCUUACGUGAAUCUCGGGGUGACUCUGAUAUCAGUGGGUAGAAAGUCGGAAGCUGCGGAUAUUUUGCGAACAGCGGCGGCAGUAAAUGGCGCAGGACUGAAGGACAAAAGGGUACACGAGGCAGCUAGAAUACAAGCAUUGUUACGUCUAGGUGCUUUGUAUGCUGACGAAGGGCAUCUGCAUGAAGCCUUGUCGUCUUAUCGAGAAGCUCUGCGAGCAUUACCUGAUUAUUAUCCUCCACAAACUCUGUACAAUCUAUUGGGUGAAACUUUAUCAAAAAUGCAAGAGUAUGCAGAAGCUGAACGAUGGUUCCGUGCGUGUUUAAUACGCGAACCGAAUUAUGUACCAGCGCAUAUUACUUACGGAGAAUUACUAGCUAGAAAUUCGAGCAGAGUUCUUGAAGCCGAGAGGUGGUUCAUUAAAGCUACGCGGCUCGCUCCAGAUGAUCCUAAUGUUCACCAUCGUUAUGGAAUUUUUCUGUCAUCGCAAGGCCGUUUGUCAGAGGCAGCAAGAGAACAAGUAAAAGCAGCGGAGCUUUCUCGAUCGAAUUACGAAUUAACGGUGGCUGCGGCCGCGGCACUGCAUCACGCGGGCAGAGAUGUUGAGGCUGAAGUAUGGUAUAAACAUGGCACGAGUUUGCGACCACAUGAGGCACGCAGCCACACAAAUUUAGGUGCAAUAUUGCAUUUAAAUGGAAAAUAUCGUCAAGCUGCGGCGGCAUAUCGACAGGCUUUGAGGCUGAGGCCAAAUGACGCAACAACAAUAACGAACCUUUAUAAAUUAAUGUCACUCAUAACGUGACGCAUGGCGGGGGAUCCCUUGUCCCCCUUCGUCGCAACUCACUUUUCGGAAGGGAGACAAAAUGCUAAAGACCCGAAUAAUUAUUCGGGCGAACCAAGGAUUAAUAAUCGCAUCUUCUCUUCCUGGUAUUCAUUUAUAAAUAAAUUUGCAUCCUUUUUAUUAUUAUUGAUAAUUGUAAUUGUAAUGAUAAUGAUAAUGAUAAUUAUGAUAAUAAUAAUUGUGUCAUUAUUAUGGAAUAAUAAUAAUAUCCUAAUACAUCA
Molecule: messenger RNA, 3965 nt
Organism: Microplitis demolitor
Lineage: Eukaryota; Metazoa; Arthropoda; Insecta; Hymenoptera; Braconidae
Gene: Tmtc2
Product: protein O-mannosyl-transferase TMTC2
Exons: 10
Coding region: 946-3705 (919 amino acids)
Biological process (GO): protein O-linked glycosylation via mannose
Cellular component (GO): endoplasmic reticulum membrane
Molecular function (GO): mannosyltransferase activity; protein binding
Source: RefSeq, a predicted model, not a curated record